Zea mays is the source of this 2555-nucleotide messenger RNA. RefSeq names its product lysosomal beta glucosidase-like. The record is from RefSeq and is a predicted model, not a curated record. Gene Ontology annotation, molecular function: beta-glucosidase activity. Bases 490 to 2370 code for a protein of 626 amino acids. NCBI's taxonomy places the organism in Eukaryota, Viridiplantae, Streptophyta, Magnoliopsida, Poales, Poaceae. Gene Ontology annotation, biological process: glucan catabolic process. The transcript has 7 exons.
GAGAGGGAGAGAGAGAAGACAGAACAACAGAUCAGAGGGCAUGUUGCGUUCUUAUAUUUCUUUAUUCCUCUUCUUCCAAUCUGCUGCUCUACCUUUCUGGUAAGAGUAAGACACGGGCGACUUGUCGCUGAAUCAAUCACGCUUGUAGUAUGUAGCAAUAGCAGUCCCGGCACUGCACUGGCAGUUCGCUGGUGUUGUCCUCUUGUUCAUGGCACGUAGCGCGUGUCCGGGCACUCUCUGGAGUUGGACUCUCACGCGUGUUGGGCCUUUCGUGUGCGAUGCGAGGGAGAGGGAUUCAAGUCCGCUGCAACGAGCAGUGUUGCCUUGCCGCCGGUUCACCCAAGAGCGCCGGCGCUUCUUGCUUCACGCGGUAUAACCCGAGCCUCCUGUUCGUCCUUGCCGGGCUCACGCAUUUCUGGCUCCAGCUCCUCUGCUUCUGGUGGUUGACUGGUCCGGAGGCGCCUCGUCCCGCUCCUACGCCGCCACAGGAUGGCGCUGCUCACGGCGCCGGCGGUGGCCGCGCUGCUGCUCUUCUUCUGGUCCGCGGCCGCGCAGGGCGUGCCGCCGUACAAGGACGCCAGCAAGGACGUGGAGGUCCGCGUCAGGGACCUCCUGGCCCGGAUGACGCUGGCCGAGAAGGUCGGCCAGAUGACGCAGAUCGAGCGGCUCGUUGCGUCGCCGCAGGUGCUCAGGGACUACUACAUCGGCAGCCUGCUGAGCGGCGGCGGGAGCGUGCCGCGGAAGCAGGCCACGGCGGCGGAGUGGGUCGCCAUGGUCGGCGACUUCCAGAGGGCCUGCCUGUCCACGCGCCUCGGCAUCCCGAUGAUCUACGGCAUAGACGCCGUGCACGGCCACAACAACGUGUACGGCGCCACCAUCUUCCCCCACAACGUCGGCCUCGGAGCCACCAGGGAUCCUAAUCUGGUGAAGAGGAUCGGCGCCGCCACCGCGCUUGAAGUGAGGGCCACCGGCAUCCAGUACGCGUUCGCUCCUUGCAUUGCUGUGUGCCGUGAUCCGAGGUGGGGCCGGUGCUACGAGAGCUACAGCGAGGACCGCCGUCUCGUGCAGAACAUGACUGAGCUCAUCCCGGGACUGCAGGGCGACGUCCCGCAGAAUUUCACCAGCGGCAUGCCCUUCGCCGCCGGAAAGAACAAGGUGGCGGCGUGCGCCAAGCACUUCGUCGGCGACGGUGGCACCCACGACGGCAUCAACGAGAACAACACCAUCAUCGACCGCAAGGGCCUGAUGAGCAUCCAUAUGCCGGCCUACCUGGACGCGCUCCGCAAGGGCGUCUCCACGGUCAUGAUCUCCUACUCCAGCUGGAACGGGCUCAAGAUGCACGCCAACCACAACCUCAUCACAGGCUUCCUCAAGGGCGAGCACAAGUUCCAGGGCUUCACGAUCUCGGACUGGGAAGGCAUCGACAGGAUCACCAGCCCUCCAGGGGCGAACUACUCCUACUCUGUGCAGGCUUCAAUUCUUGCUGGCAUUGACAUGAUCAUGGUGCCAAACAACUACCAAGACUUCAUCACCAUCCUGACCGGUCACGUGAACAGCGGCCUGAUCCCGAUGAGCAGGAUCGACGACGCCGUGACGAGGAUUCUGCGCGUCAAGUUCACCAUGGGCCUGUUCGAGAACCCCAUGCCGGACCCUAGCCUCGCCGACCAGCUGGGGAAGCAGGAGCACAGGGACCUGGCGCGGGAGGCGGUGAGGAAGUCGCUGGUGCUCCUCAAGAACGGCAAGCCUGGCGACGCGCCGCUGCUGCCCCUGCCCAAGAAGGCCGCCAAGAUCCUGGUCGCCGGGAGCCACGCCGACAACCUGGGGUACCAGUGCGGCGGGUGGACGAUCGAGUGGCAGGGCGACACGGGCCGCAUCACCGUCGGCACCACGCUCCUGGACGCCGUGAAGGCGGCCGUGGACCCGUCGACGGCGGUGGUGUUCGCGGAGAACCCCGACGCGGGCUUCGUCAGGAACGGCGGCUUCUCGUACGCCAUCGUGGCCGUGGGCGAGCACCCGUACACGGAGACCAAGGGCGAUAGCAUGAACCUGACGAUCCCGGAGCCCGGGCCGAGCACCAUCCAGACGGUGUGCGGCGCCGUGCCCUGCGCGACCGUGCUCAUCAGCGGCCGCCCCGUGGUGAUACAGCCGUUCCUUGGCACCGUGCACGCGCUCGUGGCGGCCUGGCUGCCGGGAAGCGAAGGCCAGGGCAUCACCGACGUGCUCUUCGGGGACUACGGCUUCACGGGGACGCUGCCGCGGACGUGGUUCAAGUCGGUGGACCAGCUGCCGAUGAACUACGGCGACGAGCACUACGACCCGCUGUUCCCGCUCGGGUUCGGGCUCACCACACAGGGCAAGAAGGGGUGCUAGAAGAAGACGGGGUGGGGGGUGGUACUUGGUAGAGAUAGGAAAUUGGAUUAAACAGUGCUCUGGCGAGGGGACAUGAACUGGGGAGUUCUUGUUUCCUUGUUUUAUGUCGAUUAAUUUUGUUGUAUGCUCCUCACUUGCGCUAAUAAGUUUUUUUUUUGGUUAUAUACCGGAGUUCAAAUUAUUUA